AUGGUCGGCUAUGACCCUGGGACAGAUUGCAGGAACAACUCCAAGUUCGAGGUGGCGGUGGCUGGCUCUGCGUCUGGACUUGUCACUCGAGCGCUGAUCAGCCCCCUGGAUGUCAUCAAGAUCCGCUUCCAGCUUCAGAUCGAGCGCCUGCACCACAGUGACCCCAGAGCCAAAUACCACAGCAUCCUGCAGGCUGGGAAGCAGAUUCUGCAGGAGGAGGGCCCAGCGGCUUUCUGGAAAGGACACAUCCCCGCCCAGCUUCUCUCUGUUGGCUAUGGAGCUGUCCAGUUUUUGUCCUUCGAGCUGCUGACCGAGCUGGUGCACAGAACCAGCGAGUACGAUGCUCGUGAUUUCUCUGUGCACUUUGUGUGUGGCGGCCUGUCCGCCUGUGCUGCCACCCUCGCCGUGCACCCCGUGGACGUCCUGCGGACUCGAUUUGCAGCUCAGGGUGAGCCCAGGGUCUACAAAACCCUCCGAGACGCUGUGGUGACCAUGUACAGGACGGAAGGCCCCUUGGUCUUCUACAAGGGCUUAAACCCCACCCUGAUCGCCAUUUUCCCCUACGCUGGCUUCCAGUUCUCCUUCUACAGUUCCCUGAAGCACAUGUAUGAGUGGGCCAUGCCAGCCGACGAAAAGACGAACGGUUCAAGGAACCUCAAAAACCUGCUGUGUGGCAGCGGAGCUGGGGUCCUCAGCAAGACCCUAACGUAUCCUCUGGACCUUGUCAAGAAGCGGCUGCAGGUUGGAGGCUUUGAGCAGGCCCGAGCCACCUUUGGCCAGGUACGGAGCUACCAGGGCCUCCUGGACUGCGCCAAGCAGAUUCUGCAAGAAGAAGGGUCCCAGGGCUUCUUCAAGGGCCUCUCCCCCAGCCUGCUGAAGGCGGCCCUCUCCACGGGCCUCGUGUUCUUCUGGUACGAGCUCUUCUGUAACUUUUUCCACAACAUGAAGAAGGCGAACUUGAGCUCUAAGGAGCCUGAGGGUGGCCUUAAGUCGGCCUGA
This is a messenger RNA of Elephantulus edwardii (Cape elephant shrew), 999 nucleotides long. It is a transcript of the gene SLC25A19, whose product is annotated as solute carrier family 25 (mitochondrial thiamine pyrophosphate carrier), member 19. Gene Ontology annotation, molecular function: thiamine transmembrane transporter activity. The record is from RefSeq and is a predicted model, not a curated record. Gene Ontology annotation, cellular component: mitochondrial inner membrane. Bases 1 to 999 code for a protein of 332 amino acids. The transcript has 6 exons. Lineage: Eukaryota; Metazoa; Chordata; Mammalia; Macroscelidea; Macroscelididae. Gene Ontology annotation, biological process: thiamine pyrophosphate transmembrane transport.